AUGGGCCGAAGUUUCGCGACGCGGAGCUGCUCAAGUGGCCGGUCUUGGCAUCGCGAAAAAAGAUCCGCCCGUCGGCUCCGCGUUCAUCCUGGCCUCCAUCGUCUCCCCUGCUGGCGCAACACACCGCUUUAUUGGUGUCUUCAGAGGUUGAUAUCCUGUCAGAAUGUCUUUGAACCUGUUUUCUUCGUCACUGCUGCGCAGUGCCGCCAAUGCCGUGCCCUCGGCGUGUCGUUGGAGUUCGACGGCGGCCAUGAGUGCCUUCACCUCCCAGCGAGCCACAGCUUCAGACAAAUGAACCACCGCCGCCGGCUACCCAACCGCUUGCGAUUCCUCGAAGACCAGAAAGCCCAGGGUGAAAGCCGAGCCCUCGAGAAGUUUCAGACCCGUGAUUGGAAGGCUGGUGACAUCUACGCCCCUCACGAUCUCAGCCCAGCAGAGAUGAAGAAGUGGGGAAAGCGAAAGAGCCCCUCGCGGGAUGCCUUCGAUGCGUUGAACCUGAACCCAUUGGCCCUUUACAAAAACUUCUCUAUCAUGUCCGAGUACAUGACUCCCCUUGGUCGCAUCAAGCACCGCGACCAGACUGGCUUACGGCCUGUCAACCAGCGGAAAAUCGCGAAGGCGAUCCGUAGAGCCAUGGGCCUCGGCCUCAUGCCCUCUCUCUCGUCCGACUCUAAAGGCGAACGCCUCGCCUAUGCUUCGAAUAAAUCUAUCUUCAUUCGUUCCAUUGACAACCCCGCAAUUGGUCGACAAUAUACCGAGCACAAGGCACAGACCACUGUCGCUCGAUUCUCCCCCUCUGGCUUUUAUGUUGCCAGUGGUGAUACCGCUGGUACGGUACGUGUGUGGGACUGUGUGGGUGAUGGUAUCACCAAGGGCGACUAUAGCAUUGUCAAUGGUCGGAUCAACGACUUGGCCUGGGACGGCGACUCGCAGCGCAUCAUUGCAGUGGGCGACGGAAAGCAAAGAUAUGGACACUGUAUCACUUGGGACAGUGGAAACACUGUAGGAGAAAUUUACGGCCACACUCAAUCGAUUAAUUCGGUGUCGAUCAGGCAGCAGCGGCCUCUGCGGGCUGCCGCCGCUGGCGACGAUAAGAAGCUGGUCUUCUACCAUGGUGCGCCGUUUAAAUUCAAUACUGGAAUCGGAGAUAAACACACCAAUUACAUAUAUGGCGUGGGCUUCAGCCCGGAUGGCUCCACCCUGGUAAGCGUGGGCGGCGACAGGAAGAUCUGGCUCUACGAUGGCAAAACUGGAGAGACCAAGGGCCAAAUCGGUGAGGGUGAGCACAAGGGCAGCAUCUUCAGUGUCUCCUGGUCGAAGGAUUCUCGGAAGUUUGUGACAGCUAGUGCCGACCGAACUGUGAAGAUCUGGGACGUCGAGGCAGGCAAGACCACGCAGAGCUGGACUCUUGGAGAGGAGGGCGCCAUGGCCGUGCGAGACCACCAGGUGGGGGUUGUUUGGCCCCCGGGUCGCAGCGACAACCUGAUCAUCAGUUUGUCCCUUAGUGGUGACCUGAACUACCUUGCUGAGGGUACCCCCGAGCCCCGACAGGUGAUCCAGAGCCACCAGAAGAGUAUCACCUCACUGAACCAGUCUACGUUGAACGGCCAGGAUACUUUGUGGACGGGCAGCUUUGACGGUCGAGUCUGUAGUUGGGAUGUCGCCUCGGGUUCGGCACGAGAGGUUGAGGGUGAGGGUCACCCUGGUUAUAUUGCUGGUCUAGCCCCGACAUCAGAGGGCUCUGGACGUAUUUACAGUGUCGGCUGGGACGACACGAUCCGCUCUAUCGAUGUUGCCGCUCAAACUUACACUGGUAGUGCAUCCAAGCUUUCUGGGCAACCGAAGGGGAUUGCGGCAGGCGAUUCUACCGUCUUGGUCGGUGCUGCCGAGGCAGUUGAGAUCUUCCAGGAUGGUAAGAAGGUUGGGGAAUAUAAGACAAAGUUUCCCGUCACCACUGUGGCAGCGCAUGGCUCAAUUUCUGCUGUUGGAGGCGAAGAUGGUACCGUGCAGAUCUGCAAUCUCUCCGGCUCUAGCCUCUCCUCGCAGACCGACAUCAAAGCCUCUCGCAACCAAAUUUCGGCCCUAGCCUUCUCUCCCGAUGCCUCGAUACUGGCUGUUGGAGACCUUCGUGGACGUGUCCUAGUCUACAAAGUGGCUGACGGCAGUCUUGUUACGGACCGCUGGACUGCCCAUACUGCCCGCAUCACAUCUCUGGCUUGGAAUAAGGCUGGUUCCCAUGUUGUGAGUUGUUCCCUGGACACCAACAUCUUUGUUUGGAGCUUGGCCAAACCUGGCGACUGGAUUGAGGUCAAGAAUGCCCACAAGGAGGGCGUCCACGGGGUGGCUUGGAUCGAUGGGAGCCUGAAGAUCGCCUCUGCUGGUGCGGAUGCUGCUGUGAAGGUCUGGAAGGUAGAAGGCUUGAAAUAA
Molecule: messenger RNA, 2427 nt
Organism: Penicillium macrosclerotiorum
Lineage: Eukaryota; Fungi; Ascomycota; Eurotiomycetes; Eurotiales; Aspergillaceae
Product: actin cortical patch component
Exons: 5
Coding region: 1-2427 (808 amino acids)
Biological process (GO): actin filament depolymerization; translation; positive regulation of actin filament depolymerization
Cellular component (GO): ribosome; cortical actin cytoskeleton
Molecular function (GO): actin filament binding; structural constituent of ribosome
Source: RefSeq, a predicted model, not a curated record